AUGUACUUUGGUAUCAUGUCGGAAACUGAAAGAGAAAUGAGUAGCCGAGAACGGUUUUUUAAGAAGCUUAUGGAAUCGGUAGAAGGAAAAAAAGACAAUUAUUAUAAUAUCAUUACUAAAGAUGCUUAUGAUUCGCUUUUAAAAGGGGUCGAGGAUACAUUCACGAACAUCGAUUUUGCUCAAACUUCUUUUAAGUCUUCUACAAAGUCUUCUCCAAAUUCUUCUCCUAAGUCUUCUUCAAAGUUUUCCCCUAGUUCUUCUUCAAAGUCUUCUUCUAAGUCUUCUUCAAAGUCUUCUCCUAAGUCUUCUUCAAAGUCUUCUCCUAAGUCUUCUUCAAAGUCUUAUCCUAAGUCUUCUUCAAAGUCUUAUCCUAAGUCUUCUUCAAAGUCUUCUCCUAGUUCUUCUUCAAAGUCUUGUCCUAAGUAA
This is a messenger RNA of Acyrthosiphon pisum (pea aphid), 426 nucleotides long. Its product is annotated as putative protein TPRXL. The record is from RefSeq and is a predicted model, not a curated record. Lineage: Eukaryota; Metazoa; Arthropoda; Insecta; Hemiptera; Aphididae. The transcript has 2 exons. Bases 1 to 426 code for a protein of 141 amino acids.